This is a messenger RNA of Drechmeria coniospora, 2379 nucleotides long. Its product is annotated as RhoGAP domain containing protein. The coding region runs from base 1 to 2379 and encodes 792 amino acids. The record is from RefSeq and is a predicted model, not a curated record. Gene Ontology annotation, biological process: regulation of GTPase activity; signal transduction. The transcript has 7 exons. Gene Ontology annotation, cellular component: cytoplasm. Lineage: Eukaryota; Fungi; Ascomycota; Sordariomycetes; Hypocreales; Ophiocordycipitaceae.
AUGGCCGACUUUCGCCCUACGCCCGACGAUGAUGCCUUGCCGCUCCCCCCGCAGCCGGGCAAUUCUUCCGAACGCCCAUCGUACGAUAAGCCAGCAAAGCAUGUCGCCGAGCUGGAUGCCCCGAUGGAUAACUCAUCAAGCAUAAAGAAGGGUCCCGAGGGUCCCCAGAGCCCUCCUGCUGCACCCGUUGCGCAGGCUCCCCUCAAGAGCCAAAAGGAGCAACCCCGGCCAGGUGCCGAUCCGGUGCUGGCGAAGCAGGUCAACGACGUCAUGGCUUCCGAGCUUGGUAUUCCCACUCUCUUAAGCCGCCUGAAGCAGAGCAUUGCCUCGGCCAAGCCCCAGGAGUUCGCCCUCUUCCUCAAGAAGCGAUCCGUCCUCGAAGACGAUCAUGCCCAGGGCCUCAAGAAGCUCUGCCGCCAAACCCAAGAAAGCGCCCGCCGUCCGGAGCAUCGUCAAGGCUCCUUUGGCAAGUCGUAUGACGAGAUGGUCACCAUCCACGAUCGCAUGGCCGAAAAUGGCCUCCAGUUUGCCGCCUCUCUUCAUCAGAUGCACGAGGAUCUCGUGGAGCUCGCCGGCGGGGCCGAACGAGGGCGCAAGAGCUGGAAGGCCACUGGCUUGGCCGCCGAGCAAAAGGUGUCCGAUCUCGAGCAGUCGAUGCGCAAGAGCAAGGCAAAGUACGACUCCCUCGCUGAGGAGUAUGACAGAGCGAGGACAGGCGAGGCGAGGCCCGGAGGCGGCAAGGUUCUCGGCGCCUUCAAGUCGCAUAAGUCUGCCGCCCAGCAGGAGGAGGACUUGCUCAAGAAGGUUCAGGCCGCCGAUCAAGUUUACCAGGGCCACGUCAACGCUCUGCAGACGGAAAAGGCGCACCUCCUCACCAGCGCUCGCCCCGAAGCCGUCAAGGCUCUCCAGGAGCUCAUCAACGAGACCGACUCUGGCGUGACUCUGCAGAUGCAAAAGUUUGCCGCCUUUAACGAAAAGCUGCUCUUGGGCAACGGCUUGAUCGUCAGCCCGUUUAAGAAGUCGGAAGCGGAUGUCCAAGGCCAGCCUCGGAGCCUGCGUCAGGCCGUCGCGGCCAUCGACAAUGCCAAGGACUUGAACGAGUUCAUGGCAUCUCAACACGGCAAUGUCAAACCCAACGUCGAGGUCAAAUACGAGCGUAACCCGCUGCUCAAACCACCAUCGUCAGGCAUGGCCCAAAUCCACCAACCCCUGAACAUGCAUCCGCCCAUGGGCCAGGCGGGAGGUCCGCAGGGAUUUCCUCAAGGAGGUCCCCAAGGAGGUCAACAAGGAGGUCAACAAGGAAAUUCUCAAGGAAGUCCGCAGGUUUCCGGCUUCUCGUCGCCGCCCGCAACUAGGGGCCAACGAAGCAGCAUUGGUAACUUUGGCGCAUUGGCUGGCUCCGGCGUAAACGCUGGAGCACCUCCUCCAAACGGCCCGCAGGAUCCGGCACGAUCGCCCCAGCUGCCUCACACGAGGAGCAUCAGCCAAGGCAACACACUGAACCAACAUGGCGCCUCGCAGCAGCAGUUCUCGCCCAGGAGCCCACCGCUACCUGGGUCUCCCCCGGCGACUGGCAAUGGACAUGUCGGCGCUCAGGGCCCGCCCCAGCUCGGUUCAUUGCCUUUCCAGCCUUCGCAGCUGCCCUCCCAGCAGGCCUCAAAUGGCCAGUCGGGCCCGCCGUCGCAGGUUUCCCCGGGAUAUAAAGCAGGUACCGGCCCGACACCCCCGUACGCCGCUUCUGCCCAGCCAUCUCAGAGUGUUGCGCCACCGUCGAAACCUGUCUAUGGAGUGCCACUGGCGCGCCUAUAUGAGCGGGACGGCCUGGCCGUUCCAAUGGUCGUCCAUCAAUGCAUCCAAGCCGUGGAUCUGUUCGGGCUUGGCCUCGAGGGCAUCUACCGCCAGUCUGGCUCGCUGACGCACAUCAACAAGCUGAAGGCCAUGUUCGACGCAGACUCUUCCAACGCUUCGCUUGACUUUAGAAACCCAGAAAACUUUUUCCAUGAUGUCAACAGCGUGACAGGCCUCCUGAAACAAUUCUUUCGCGAUCUGCCAGACCCUAUUCUUACCAUGGAGCAUCACGAUGCCUUGAUCGCCGCCGCGAAAAAGGAAGAUGACAUCGUUCGCCGCGACUCCCUCCACGCCAUCAUCAACGCCCUGCCUGACCCCAACUACGCCACCCUCCGAGCGCUUACGCUGCACCUCUACCGCGUCAUGGACAACUCACACGUCAAUCGGAUGAACUCGCACAAUCUGGCCGUCAUCUUUGGGCCGACCCUCAUGGGCACCGAUCCGAGCACCGCUAUCGCCGAUGCCGGCUGGCAGAUCAAGGUCAUCGCGACAAUCCUCCAAAACACAUACCAGAUCUUUGAUGAGGACUGA